Molecule: messenger RNA, 7189 nt
Organism: Talpa occidentalis (Iberian mole)
Lineage: Eukaryota; Metazoa; Chordata; Mammalia; Eulipotyphla; Talpidae
Gene: REPS2
Product: RALBP1 associated Eps domain containing 2
Biological process (GO): endosomal transport; endocytosis
Cellular component (GO): cytoplasm; plasma membrane
Molecular function (GO): protein binding; calcium ion binding
Source: RefSeq, a predicted model, not a curated record
AUGGAGGCGGCGGCGGGCGCGGGCGCGGGCGCGGGCGCGGGCGGGGGCGGCGGCUCCGGGCCGCCGCUGCUGAGUGAGGGCGAGCAGCAGUGCUACUCCGAGCUCUUCGCGCGCUGCGCCGGCGCCGCAGGGGGGCCCCCGGAGGCCGCCAGGGCCGCCCCCGGCUUGGCCGCCGCCGCCGCCGGCCCGGUGGCCGACCUGUUCCGGGCGUCGCAGCUGCCCGCCGAGACGCUGCACCAGAUCACAGAACUGUGUGGUGCGAAGCGGGUUGGAUAUUUUGGUCCAACACAGUUUUACGUUGCCUUGAAAUUAAUUGCUGCAGCACAGUCUGGCCUCCCUGUGCGGUUAGAGAGUAUUAAAUGUGAAUUGCCGCUGCCUCGCUUUAUGAUGUCGAAGAAUGAUGGUGACAUACGCCUUGGGACCCCAGCUGAGCUGCAUGGAAGUAAGGUUCAGAUUCCAUACUUAGCCACAGAAAAAAAUACCUUCAAGAGAAUGGACGAUGAGGAUAAACAGGAAGCGCAGUCUCCUCCGAUGUCGCCGCUGGCCUCCCCUCCCGCUUCCCCGCCUCAUUACCAGAGGGUGCCCUUGAGCCAUGGCUACAGCAAGCUGCGGAGCAGCGCGGAGCAGAUGCAUCCAGCUCCUUAUGAAGCUAGACAGCCCCUUGUUCAGCCUGAGGGCCCCUCAUCUGUGGGCCCAGGAACCAAGCCCCCUCGGCAUCAGGCUUCCCUUCUCCGGUCCUUUUCAGUGGAGAGAGAACCACAAGAUAACACCAAUUACCCCGAAGAGCCCUGGAGGAUAACAGAAGAGCAGCGCGAGUACUAUGUCAAUCAGUUCCGAUCUCUGCAGCCAGACCCGAGUUCCUUCAUUUCAGGUUCUGUGGCUAAGAACUUCUUCACCAAAUCAAAGCUUUCCAUUCCAGAACUUUCCUAUAUAUGGGAACUGAGUGACGCUGACUGUGAUGGAGCUCUGACCCUGCCGGAGUUCUGUGCUGCGUUUCAUCUCAUCGUGGCCCGGAAGAACGGCUACCCGCUGCCAGAAAGCCUGCCCCCAACCCUGCAGCCAGACUACCUGCAAGCAGCCUUUCCUAAGCCCAAGUGGGAGUGUGCGUUAUUUGACUCUUAUUCUGAGUCAAUGCCAGCAAACCAACAAGGCCGUGACUUGAAUCGGAUGGAGAAGACAGCUAUUAAAGACAUGGCUGACUUUCCUGUCCCGACCCCAGAGAUGACUGAUGAUGAAAAACAAGUUUUGAAAAGUACUACAGAUGAAGCCUUACCAAAGGACAUAUCCAAGGAUUCAGCCACUCCCAAGGAUUCCAACAGUCUCAAAGGAAGACCACGAUCCAGAUCUUACUCUAGCACCUCUAUAGAAGAGGCCAUGAAAAGGGGCGAGGACCCUCCUACUCCGCCGCCGCGGCCACAGAAAACCCAUUCCAGAGCCUCCUCCUUGGAUCUGAAUAAAGUCUUCCAGCCCAGUGUGUCAGCUACUAAGUCAGGAUUGUUACCUCCACCACCUGCACUCCCUCCAAGACCUUGUCCAUCACAGUCUGAACAGGCCUCGGAGGCUGAGUUGCACCCCCAGCUGAACAGAGCCCCCUCCCAAGCCGCCGAAGGUAGUCCUGCAAAGAAGGACAUGCCGUAUUCUCAGCCUCCAUCAAAGCCCAUCCGUAGGAAAUUUCGAACUGAAAAUCAAGUUACAGAAAGCCAAGAACCUUCUGCCCCUGUCAGCGGGCCGACUCCUGUAGCAAAUGUGAAGCCUCAUCCAACCGUCCAGAAGCAGUCCUCCAAACAGAAGAAGGCCAUCCAGACGGCUAUCCGCAAAAACAAGGAGGCGAACGCGGUGCUGGCGCGGCUGAACAGUGAGCUCCAGCAGCAGCUCAAGGAGGUUCAUCAAGAACGGAUUGCAUUGGAAAACCAGUUGGAACAACUUCGUCCUGUCACCGUGUUGUGACCCCCGAGAUUCAAGUAACAGUGGGUGACCUUUUCUGCCAAGAUCUUUCCUUUGAAUGUUUCAACCCAACUACUUGUCAUAGAUGUCUGAUUGUGUCAAAAGCUGUGAGCAAUGGCAUAUAAUCCACAUCACCCUUUCUCUUGUACUUCACGUGUGCAUUUUAUUGUGGUGGAAAAGAAUACAGCUGAUUUUCACACUUGAAAUUGUAAUUAUCAGUGGAAUUUAUCUCCAAUUCUCAAGGUGUUAGAUGUUGCUCCUUACCAAAAAAUCAGUCUUCUAGUAAAUAAAAAUAAUUUAGAGCAUUAUUUAUUUAAAGACUUUAUAAUUUUUAGAAAACCUUAUAAUCCAGUACUUUCAGGAUGCUUGUUUUAUUUUUGUAUAUGUAUCCUAUAUAGUAGGUUGGUUUCCUGCAUAUUUGGAAUUCCUGCCAGAUAGUCUUUGGCAUGAUGAUAAUAAAAACUAAAGCUAAAAUAAAACAAAAGCAUCAGAUUCAGACUGGCACUGUGUCCUCCCACCCCUAUAUGCCAAAAAUUGCUUCUCCAGUGCCAUUUUGAUACUCAGUCUAGCUAUAAAUAAUACAUGGCUAUUGUUUUCUAUGGAAUGUCAAAGACUUAUUGGGUCUUUCCACCUCUGUAAAGUGGACAUUUUGCCAAUGAUCUGUUUAACUUAGCCAGACUAGGCCAUCGAGUCAGACAACUCAGUGCUUUCACAUAAGCUUUUGGGUAAGCCCAUUUCGCUUUAACUGCCUCGCCCAGUCAGAGUAAGGACAUAGUUGUCGGGUCUCUACUCUUACCCUGCAUGGGACAGCAUAUCUGUAAAUGCAUGAGUCUGGGAACCACCAUCAAAUAGGAAAGGCUGAUGAGACUGUUUGGACCAAUAAAUAUUUGUUGUCUGAACCCAUGUAUUCAAACAGGGAAAGAGGGGGAAAUGAUGGUUACCACCAAUUUAACAAUCUUAGGUAAUUAUUGUUGUCUUUGUUAUUUUAACGUGGAUUGUGAGGAUGAGUAUAUUGGGUGUGAAGAAAUAACAGUUUGUUCUCUGUGAAGUGUAUCCUUGGGGAGCCGUUGGCUCGUGGGCUGUCCAGAGGAGCCCAACCGACUCCGGUGUAAAUGUUGUAAAACAAAAGCUCCAAUCACAGACAUGGUGCCCUGCAGCAGUGCAGAGAGCUGCUGCUUCUGCACGAGCCCACGCUGAGCCAGGACUCAGCGCCCCUCGCAGGGACGCGCACAGCAGCUUCACCGGCACUGUGACAUGUGACACAUGCAGGAAGCGCUGUCUCUUGUGCGUUUUGCUCACUUAUGCAUGUUUAGGGUAGCAGGUGGGUGUGCCAAGGCUCCUUUUUCAAGUGGCUUAGGACAGGCUUGCAAUAUGGAGGAUUGAGCCUUGAUUUCAGUCGAGUGGAGAGCUUUUAGAAAAAGUAGGCGUUUAUUUAAUGCUUUCACGUCAAUCUUCUAAUGGCAGAAGGGGAGGACUCAAACAGAUGAUGUUUUUCCAAGGAAAAACAAAUUGUUGACUCUAUUCUGUGCAUAUUAAAGGAUUUUGAGGGAUUGAUUUUGAAAAUCAGAAAACUUGGAUUUCCUUCCCUUUAAGCAUUUUUUUCCCCCCAGGCUCUGGGGGAAGGGUUUUGGAUAAGUGCAAGCCCUUCCCAAGAUCAGGAAUAGAUCCGUGCAAAUUUUUUAAAGUAACCUCUUUUCCCACGUGCUGAGAUCAGGGGCUGCAACAGUGUGCAGCAGUGUCCUCGUGGCAGGCAUUUCACGGCGUUUGCCUUCUGGGACAGUCAGUCCAGACACGGCUGGCGUAUGCGCUUUAUCUUGUUCUCUAAUGCGUAUGUGCUCGCUCGGGAUAGCACUUCACAUCCAUUCAGCAGACAUAGGCACUAAGGAAUGUUAGUCUGUAUUGUGCAUGAGAACUUUUGACAUGUUUUCCCCCCAUCAAGCCAAUGCCAGAGAGAGCCAAAUGAGGAGGUUGGGGUUUUGUUCCAUCAGCUUGAAAACCAAGCUAAUGGUUUUCGAUGAAGACCAUUGAAGGGAAAAAUUUGCAUUGGACAAUGAAAGUCCUAUGAGUUGCAUAGUCUCACCAAUAAUUUCAGAUAGGCAUUGCAUUAAAGCACACACCGGGAAUACCUGUACUCAACCUUCUUGAUGGCACUUAAUAGUAGCUACCGUUUAUUAGUUGCUUAGAAGAUUUUUAGAAGACAUUCAAAUACAUAGGCACAUACACCUAUCCUUAUAGCUUUAUCACCUAACUCGUGGUCAUCCUCUGUUUCUCUUGUCUUAGAGUGUGCAUUUGGAAUUUAGGAUUAUCACUCCUGAUAAUCGGUCUGUGAGUCUUUUAUGUGAUUUAUGGGAUGGCUGGAUUUUUGAAAUCACUAUUAUACCUCUUCUGUAAAUCAACCAUGACGGUUCAAUGACCUUGUUAUUUAAGUGUCUUCCCCCACAGGGGUCCUGUAGUCCCAAGGAAGAAAACGCAGUCAGAGCUGUUAGUGGACUGAGUGUUUCCUGUAUAGUGUUUCCUGUAUAGCUGUGUCGCUUUUGUAGUACCCCUAUCCUGCAGGACCAAGAGGUAGGCCAUCUGGAAUGGAGGUGCAUGAUGUCAUCAAGGCAGGUAUUGGCAUUAGUUAGAAGGAUCUAACUGCUUUAUCAAAAUAUUAGAAAUGUGCUUUGGGCCUAAAUGGGAGAGGAAGCAGCUUAACUGGAAGCUAUGUCCAUUUUGCUUUCACUGGAAAAUGGAGUGCCAGGCUGGGGACCUGCACCUAUCUCCUGCGGGUUGCACAUGUGCCCUAAGAAGCCACAGGUCUGGUCCACGAAUGCAGAGAGAGAGAGAGAGAUGUAGCUAGUGGCAGAACUGGGAUGUCAGCCCGAUUCUAAGUUAAGUCUUUUAGCCCCUAGCAGUACUGAAAAUUGUUUAGAAGGGUUUCUUCUGUUUACCAUAUUGAAUUCUGUUGACUUAGUCAGCUUUAAAAUAUGAAAACAUGUUUUUAAUGAGUUUUAGGUAUUUCUCUUGGACUGAAACAAAAAAUAAAAUCUGAAGGGAAAGAAUAUGAUUAAGCUAUUUGUUCUUCUGAACACCUCACCUUUCAUGAUGCAAUAUAUUACCCUGAGUUUGUUGGCAGAACUUUUGACAGCUGUUGCUUUGAAUGGAUUCCAUUCCUGUAUUCCUGAUGGGAGUUUGUUUUUAAAAUAGACUACUGUGAUCGAAAUGAACUCAAUGUGUAGUAAGUCAUAGUUUUCUUCAAUAUAUCUUUGGUUACUUGGAUCACAGAUUGUUCAAUUUCAGCAUAUUUUAGGGUGAGUAAUCAGAAACAUGAAUUUUCCUUUGAUAUCCUACCAAUGUCUGAACUAUCAUAAAGCAUUGUUCUAUUCAUAUGUGACUUGAUUCUAUAGCCUGUUUCUUAAAUGAUCUCACAACCGAGGUAAUCAUAGAUGUGUAGAAGAUCAAUAAGGGGAGAAUGAAAAAUGGACGUGUUUCUUGCAGUUAAGAUGCUCAUUGCCAAUGUCGUCUUCUAAGCCCAGCAGGACCUCCAUCGCAGUGUAGCGCCUCGGUGCUGAAAGCAUUCUUUCCACACACGCUGGAGUCACACCUCCUGACUAGGUAUCACCAAGGGACUGUGAUUUCUUAAAUAUAAGAAAAAAGAAUUUGAAAUGUCAUAGCACCCAGAUCUUCCCAUGUUGACAAGGAGGAUUCUGUAGGCUGUGGUUUAAACAUUGUGAAUAGGGACAAAAUGAGUUAUCACUUGAAAGGCCGUUUUCUCUUCUAGUUAAACGGAACACUAGUAGCUUUGGUUUCUCUUUCCAACUGGUUUACUCUGUUUUGAGUGAACUUUUUUAAAACUCUGAUUUCAAAAGGAACACUUGAAUUUAUUUUGAGUUAUGGGUAUUUCAAUUUUUUUUUUUUUGCUUCAUGACUCAGUGGGGCCCAAUUCCCAGUAAAGAUUGAGGAUUUGGGUUUUGGAUUCUGGGUUGGCAUACCUUGCUGCUCCUUCGGCAUAGGCUAAGGAAGACUGCCCAGCCGUGCCAAUGCAGCAGUCAUUCAUGGCAAUUGGAAUGUGAGUCUUACCUGUGAGCCACCCUGCUUGCUUCUUUGUGAGAAGUGCAUCCAGGAAGACCCUCCCAAGAGCAACUCAGAACAGCAGGCAUGGAGGACCAGGCUUUUCAAAGCAAGCGCAACAUAAGAGCUGCUUCCCUUCCCCAAAUAGGCUUUCAGAGACUGCCUUCCAAGUGCCCCCCGAAAUGGCCCAUCCACAAGUGGAAGCCGCUUGUCCCAGGCACACCAUUGCUUCUAGGUGUGUGUAUAGUUACUUCCUACGUUGACUAACAAAUGAUGAUAAAGGAACAUUUUCUACAAUGGCAUUGUAGGAUUUUGAUUAAAAGAACUUGUUCUAGUUACAGAAACCUUGCUCUGCUCUCAACAGUUGGAGAAUAUUUAUUUUUUGUGUUUUGUGAGUUCUCUUGUUCUAAGCUAAAUUCAUGGCCAUGGGAGGUUGGGGAAAGUGGGUUUGUACCUGAAGACCGAAGGAUGCUGAACUUAUAGGGAAACUUAAAACCUGAAAGCACUCUGCGGACAAGACUAGAUCCUAACACUCCUUCAGUUAGCAGGAUGGAAAAGUGGGUGUGAUAGCCCCAUCAGGUGGAGGUUGGUUCAACUGAGCUGUGUUGUAUUGUGUUGUUUUGUUUGAAGGUGUCUUGUGUGAGAGCUUCCAUUGCGUCCACCUCGGGAGCUGACUCUACCCUUUCUUUAGCACCAUUGCUUUUGUCUUCAGCACAAAUAAGAUGUUCAAGUGAGCCAGGGGCAGGAAGAGCCAUUUUCACCUUUGUAGCUAUGGGCCAGGACAGAUAAUGAGCUGAUGGUCUAUUUUAACCUUGAAAGUAAAAAAUGUAUAUUUUUUCACUACAGGUACAAUGAACAGUAAAAUGAGUAAUGGCAAAGUAUAUAUUUGAUGCCUACUAUCUUUUCAUGAUAAUGUGCUAACAAGUUGUGUUAAUAUUUUACUCAGUCUCAUUUGUUUGCUAAGCACUGGGAACAUUAUGUAUACUGGUCUUAAACAUAAAUACAGGGUUUCCUAUAUUUCGAUUGUGACUUGUAGACUCAAGCUAACCUUACUGCCUCUUUUCACACUUGUUGGUAACUCUGUGAAGAACAUAGUAGGCUAAGAAUCGCCAACUUUGGAAAAUGUAUAUGAUGUGAACUGGGGUGCUAUGUUAAAAAUAAAUGUAUGAUAACGAAGUGUGGCUUUUAUGGAGUC